UCAACACCAGCAUACCCAUACUCAUACCAAACAAAACAAAAAAAAGACAUCCAAUAAAAAUAAUUUACAACUCACGUGCUACACCCAAACAUAUUGCCUUGAUAAGCUGAAGAAGUUUCAUACACGCAACGCAUUAUAACAUUCCGGCGAAGUAAAAAACAAAAACCCAACAAAAGACUUGAAAACCACAUAAAAAACUUGUUGCUCUAGUUCCCAGGCACAACAGGCUCCUCCCUCUUGAUCAUACCCUACAACAGAAUCAACCAAACAGCUGUUUUGGGAUACCCUAAGCAACAUGUUGCCUCUCAACAAGACAUUACUCAUAUUUUUUCUAGCCACAUGUUGUCUGCUGGCUUUGUUGCCAGCUACAUCAACAUCGGCAACAUCUGUUGGCAUAUCCAAUAAGAACGAGGUCUUAACAAGAUUCGCCCCACCUCCUUAUGAGUGCAGCAGCAUGGAUAUACGCAAUCAUUGUUCGAAUUUUGAACAUUUAAAUAAUUGUACCGUUAUAACGGGCUAUCUUAUAAUAGUCCUCUUGCCAUCGAAUGAGACAUGUGAUUAUUCGAAAUACCGUUUCCCAAAAUUAAGGGAAAUCACUGAUUUUCUACUAAUCUAUGAUGUGAAGAAUUUAACAACGCUGGAAUAUAUGUUUCCUAAUUUAACUGUGAUACGUGGAUCCCAAUUGUUCCUUAAUUAUGCCUUGGGUGUAACUCAGAUGAAUGAAUUGGCAACGCUCGAGUUUCCGUCUUUGGUAGCCAUUCAAAGGGGUAAAGUUUUAAUUGGAUCAAAUCCCAAACUCUGCUACUUGGAACAGAUAAAUUUUGAUCGUUUAACUGUGAUGCCUGGCGAAAAUCAUAUAUAUCCAGCCAAAAAUGUUGACUGUUCCCGUGUUCCCCAGCCUGUGGGUUGUGCCUCGGAGAGUUAUUGGUCCAAUAUGGUAUGCCAGAAAUUUGAAAAUGACAAUAUCAUACAUUACAAAAAGGGUAUAGCACACUGUCAUGACCAAUGUCUAGGUGGUUGUUAUAAUACCACAGCCCAAGGAUGUGCUGUCUGCCGUUCAUGGACCGAUCAUGGUCAAUGUGUGAGUAAAUGUCCUAAGGAUAAAUAUCCAUCGCAGCAUUAUUUACGUUGCUAUACCAGAGAGGAGUGUAUAGCCAAGAAAUUGGUAAUCUACAAGCAGACCUGUGUUGCCAAAUGUCCAUCGGGUUAUAGAUUGAAUAAUAUAACUCAAGAAUGUGAUUCCUGUGGUGGUGUGAAUUCCUGCAUUACAGUUUGCAAUUCCACUUCAGCGCUGGAACCCAUCUACAUCAAUACCUUGGCGGAUAUGGAGAGAAUUAAGGGUUGCCAUAUUUGUAAUGGCAGCGUUUUCAUUAACUUGCGAAAUCCCAUUAAAGAACAAGAACUUGAGGACAGUCUUAGUGAGAUCAGAGAAAUAGUAGGUCAUUUAAAGGUUUACAAAAAUUCCUAUUUGACCUCUUUGAGCUUUUUUCGAAAUUUACAAAAAAUCCAUGGAACACCUUUGGAAAAUCAACAUUAUUCCUUGGUUUUGUAUAACAAUCAAAAUUUAACGGAACUUUGGCCUUUGAAAGAUGGAGCCUUGGAACUUGUACAUGGUGGCAUCUAUAUUCAUGCCAAUGAUCGUCUCUGCAAUAGUGUCAUACAAAAGUUUCGAAAUGCCAUUCGUCAUGAUAAUAGUUUGGACUCCCUACAGACCAGUGAUCAAGAGGUUUUGUGUUCUCCAGCCAAAUUGAAUUUGGACAUAGAGGUACUCUCUCACCGGUCAAUCCGCUUCGCCUGGGCUAAAUAUCAAACAUCCGAAGAAGUGGAAAUCAUCUAUAGACCUGUGGAACCAGGCAAGACCUUUUCCAUACAUAGCGAGUUGGAGACCAGCGUCUGUGAACGUGGCCAUUGGCAAAGGCAACUUACCUUCCCAAAUGAAUUGCAGCGAAACGAUACCCAUUACUUUUACACGGUGGAUAAGUUGGAACCUCAUACCAGAUAUGCAUGCUUGGUCAAAACAUUCGGUGAUAAUGUGGAGCAUCAAGCUCGAAGUGAACUAAAGUACGCCACCACCAACAGCGAUGUGCCACAGGCACCAUUGCUUGAAAUCUCUAACAAGACAAAUGCCAGCAUUUCAGUGCGUUUGUAUUACAAAAAUCGGGAAGAUGAAUUGGUCGAUUAUUAUGUGUUGGAUGUUUUUGAGAUUUAUGAAAAUGAAACCAUAACAGAUCAAAGGGAUUAUUGUGAGGAUCCCAUGAAACCCUAUCCCGACUAUCAUAAUGAAGACUUUGAUGAUUGUUGUAAUAGGCGCUUGGAAGAGGCAGAAGAUGAUGUGUUUAGGCAACAAUUACAAAAAGAGUUUGGAUGCUCUUUGGACCACAAGGAGAACUGCGUGGAGGAGAAUCCCAAGGCUAGAUGUUCUUCGAACAACACCAAGUCUUGGCAUACGAAAUGUUUGGAACACUAUGAGUCCAACUAUACCAUAACAGGAAUGAAGCAGUUUCACCUAUACACUGUACAUGUAAAGGCCUGCAAUAGGGCCGGAUGUGGCCCCAUCAACAUUAUAACGGGAAGGACCAAUUAUUCAACAAAAUCUGAUAAUGUCAACGAUUUGAUGGCCUGCAAAAUGUCUCAUAACAAUGAGUAUCGAGUGCAUUUCUCUCAGCCCCAGAAUUCCAAUGGUCACAUUAUCUCCUAUGCCUUACAUUUUCGUUAUUUGGAUGUCUCCACAGCAGGACCUUUUCUCAGCCAUAUGCACUGUCUGACACGCUUGGAACAUGCCCGCAAUAAUUUCCUUUAUGUUGGCUAUUUAAAUUCCACCUACAAUCAAGUCAAAGUCAGAGUGGAAUCCUUUGGCCAUCGGAAUUAUACAGCAUGGGUCAAUAUAACAACUUGUAGCCACAGUCCUCCACUAACCAAGUUAGCUGGCCGCGGCAGUUCUGGAGGUUGGAAUAUCUUUUUUAUUUUCUUCACCCUAGGUGCUGGAGGCACUGCCCUAUGGGUGUGUUAUAAACGUCGUUAUUGGCGUAAAUUACCAAAAUUCCGCACAUGCCUGCCUUUGUAUACCAGCUGGCGCGCUUUACGCCCCGAUGCGGAUAACGAAGAAGAUCGUCAAAUAUUGGUGGAUGGUUUCGAAACAGUGCGUUUUCAUAAUAGUCCAGAGGAUGAUAAAAAAUAUUUGGUACAUUGAUAAAGAGGGUGAUAGAGAGAGAAAAGGAGCAAUAAAUAGUAACUGUUCAGUAUUAAA
Messenger RNA from Stomoxys calcitrans (stable fly), 3247 nucleotides. RefSeq names its product insulin-like peptide receptor. The coding region runs from base 296 to 3190 and encodes 964 amino acids. The transcript is spliced from 7 exons. Gene Ontology annotation, molecular function: protein binding. NCBI's taxonomy places the organism in Eukaryota, Metazoa, Arthropoda, Insecta, Diptera, Muscidae. The record is from RefSeq and is a predicted model, not a curated record.